This is a messenger RNA of Setaria italica (foxtail millet), 2809 nucleotides long. Its product is annotated as pentatricopeptide repeat-containing protein At2g36730. The record is from RefSeq and is a predicted model, not a curated record. Lineage: Eukaryota; Viridiplantae; Streptophyta; Magnoliopsida; Poales; Poaceae. Gene Ontology annotation, biological process: RNA modification. The transcript is spliced from 6 exons. Gene Ontology annotation, molecular function: RNA binding; protein binding. The coding region runs from base 580 to 2190 and encodes 536 amino acids.
UUACAGCCAGAUGUUUGGUUGCUGCUGUAACGGUAAUAACAUGCUUCAUUUGAUUUGCUUAAACGAAACAUAACUUGAAUUCGAACGGCUAGACAAAAGAUACAGAUUCCAUCCACUGAAAACUAGACUGGCACCCGGAGCGGCCGUAUCUGAUAAGGGAGGUAUCGUUUUUCUGAAGACCUCUAUCUGACAACAACUUGUUUCGAUCACGAGAAAACCAAAACAAACAGCAAGUAACGGGAUCUAUUAUCCUCUCUAAACAAAUCACGUUACAAUCAGCCUAACAAACCACACUACCCAAGAUCCAUGUGCGACUUUACUAUGUUUUCUCCAAACUGCAAAGGAAAACAAACUCCUGCCGUGUGGGCUUAGCGAAUUGGGCCCAUUCAAGACCAUCUCGCUGUAUCUUCAAGCCGUUGCCCGGCAACCUGUCCAUCCCCAACUCUCUCGAUCCGCUCGCAGCUCGCGUUCGCGGAGACGCGGCUGCCGGCGGAAGGCAGCGUCGCGGAGAAUUCAAGAGCAGCAGAGGCAUGCCUCUCCACACCACCUGAUCCGUCUGCCGCUGGAUUCCAGAGGCCAAUGCUUGGUGCCACGGCGGCACCGGAUGUUGAAACCGUGGGAAGCAAGCAGUUCGCAAUCCUUGCACGCGGCAGGAGGAGCCUCCAUAGCAUUGCCACGCCCCCGGCUGCCAUCCACGCCCUCAUCGCCGCCGCGACCACCGUCCGGCACCUCCGGCAGAUCCACGGCCACCUCCUCACCUCCGGCCGCGUCGGCUCCCUCGGUCCCGCCCUCCUCCGCCGCGUCAUCUCGCUGCCCUCCUCCCCGCCGCACCUCCACCUCCCGUUCGCUCACCGGCUCCUCCUCUCCCUACCCUCCCCGCCGCUGGAUCUCUUCAACCUCCUCCUGCCCCCGCUCGCCUCCUCGCCUGACCCGUCCGCCGCGGCCUCCCUCUUCGCCCGCCUCCGCCGCGGCGGCCUGCGCCCCGACGCGCACACGCUCCCGCACGUCCUCAAGGCCCUCGCGCGCCUCGCGCCGGACUCCCUCCCGCUCGUCGCAUGCACCCACGGGGAGACCGUCAAGAGCGGCCUCGCGCGCGCCGUGGUGUACGUACCGAACGCCCUCAUGUCCGCGUACUCGGCCUGCGGCCACCUCGGGCGCGCCAUGCAGGUGUUCGACGAAAUGCCUCGCCGGACCGUGGUGUCGUGGAACACCGCGCUCACUGCCUGCGCGGACAACGAUCGCCACGACUGGUGCGCCGGGAUGUUUGCGGAGAUGGUAGAGGCUGGCUUCGAGCCUGACCAGACAACGUUUGUGGUCAUGCUUUCCGCUGCGGCCGAGCUAGGGAACUUGGCGCUCGGCAAGUGGGCACAUGGGCAGGUCGUUGCCCGGCGGCUGGAAAUGACGCUUCAGCUUGGCACAGCAGCGGUGAAUAUGUACGCUAAGUGCGGUGCAGUAAGUUACGCGUCACGAUUGUUUGGGAGGAUGACGGUGCGAAAUGUCUGGACAUGGAGUGCAAUGAUCGUGGGAUUUUCGCAGAAUGGAAUGGCACGGGAAGCGCUGGAGCUGUUUGAUAAGAUGAAGGAUGCAUCUAUCACACCCAACUAUGUCACAUUUCUUGGGCUGCUCUGUGCAUGCAGCCAUGCUGGGUUGGUUGACGAGGGCCACCAAUUCUUCCAUGAAAUGCAGCAUGUCUAUGGCAUCAAACCGAUGAUCACGCACUACAGUGCCAUGGUGGAUGUCCUGGGACGCAAUGGCCACCUCCAGGAAGCUUAUGAUUUUGUUAUGGACGUGCCGGUCAAGCCCGAUCCGGUUGUCUGGAGGACAUUGCUGAGUGCCUGCCAGCUGCACAGCUCCAAGGACUGCAUAGACAUUGUUGACAAGGUGCAGAAGAGGUUGCUGGAGCUGGAGCCCCGGCGAAGCGGGAAUUACGUGAUGGUUGCGAACAUAUACUCUGACAUUGGGUCGUGGGAUAAGGCGGCCAUGGCGAGGAGGGUGAUGAGGGAAGGGGGGAUGAAGAAGAUGGCGGGGGAGAGCUGUGUUGAGAUCGGAGGGCAGAUUCAACGGUUCAUCUCCGGGGAUGAUUCUUGCCCUGGAUUUGAUGGUGCUUGCAGGAUUCUUCAUGAUCUGAACAUCAACAUGAGAAAAUGGGAACCUGUGGACAACAUUUUGCUUGCUGAUGCUGACAUUUGAGGACUGCAUACGCCGAGCAAACUGUUCAGUUUGUGUUAUGCAGUAUGGCCGUCAGGCUUGUGUACAACAUUGUUGCAAUGAGAAAUGAGAUGUAACAUGUGAAAUGUCGUGAGCCUUACAAAUAUCGGUACACUGCACCUCCCAGAGCUCAUCCUGAUGAAACUACCAUUGGUACAAGUGGUGGCUGGAACAUUACUGGAACUGGAUUGGACUUGUGUGAUCCAAGGAUUCUUGCAGUGGCACAAAACCAUAUCAUGGAAGCUAAAUAUGACAAAUGCCAGUUUUGCUGCUCUGCUGCUCUUGUUAUGAGUAACCACAGAACAUAUAUAAUAUUUUUGCUACUUAAAUCAAUAGGGCUUUCUUUAUAUAUAACAUCCUAUGUGCCUUUUUAUGCUCAGUUAAUGGCUCUCAUAUUCUUGAGGCACGCACUGACUCUUAACUGAUGAGGAUGAUGAUGACACUUCUGCGAUGUUUUCACCUUUUCUAUUGCGUGCUGCUGGUUUCCUGCUACCAUUCUACAUUAAGGCUUGGGCAAUCAGUAUCCUGCGGCACCGCAGACAGAGACAGGAGGCUGCUGCUCUAGCUGCUGCGGAGGUGGCAUUCAUCCUGCUGUCGGGGC